AUGCAAUUCACGACAGCUUUCGUUGCCCUCGCCAGCUUAGCGGCAACAUGUCUAGCUGCCCCUGUACCACAGUCUGUCCCGGCGAAGGACAACAGCGGCGGGCGGUUCGUUCUUGAUGGCGCACAGUGCAGUCCAGUCCAGGGACGGCUCGUUUGUGACGAUGGUCUAGGAAACACAUUGUAG
Colletotrichum destructivum is the source of this 183-nucleotide messenger RNA. RefSeq lists its product as uncharacterized. The transcript has a single exon. The coding region runs from base 1 to 183 and encodes 60 amino acids. Lineage: Eukaryota; Fungi; Ascomycota; Sordariomycetes; Glomerellales; Glomerellaceae. The record is from RefSeq and is a predicted model, not a curated record.